AUGUCUCAAAAUUCGGUGUCUCAUGGAAGCUACAAGAUCCGAUCUUUGAGGGAUAAGUGCCAUUGUGGGCUCGAUGCGCCGUUGAUGACGUCGUGGACUGAUACCAACCCGGGUCGUCGUUUCUAUGGUUGUGGUAUGUACAAGCUUCAAGGAUUCAAAAAGUGCAGCAAUUUUGUCUGGUUGGAUGAAGAAAUGAACACAGGAGCAAAGGAAGUGAUUUCGUCAUUAAUUCACAAUUUGGAGGAAGAGAAGCAGAGGGCCAAAAAUGCAAGCAUGAAGGAAGAAGAAAUGAGGACGAAGAUGAAAUUAAUGAAGAAACAAUUGAAGUUCAAUUGGUCAAUAACCAUUUUAGUUUUAGUUGCUUUAGUAAUUGCAAUAAUAAUGAAGUGA
Messenger RNA from Vicia villosa (hairy vetch), 390 nucleotides. RefSeq lists its product as uncharacterized. Lineage: Eukaryota; Viridiplantae; Streptophyta; Magnoliopsida; Fabales; Fabaceae. The record is from RefSeq and is a predicted model, not a curated record. The transcript has 2 exons. Gene Ontology annotation, molecular function: zinc ion binding. Bases 1 to 390 code for a protein of 129 amino acids.